AUGGGUGGUGUUACCGUUCGCGAUGUGGACGGAGGAGGCAGCAGCAGCAGCAGCAAUGGAGAUACAAGCGACAUGAGCACGGCCUAUCUCCCUGGAACUACCGGGUACAGAAGCGACAGAUUUGACGUGUACUGUCCGUGGAAGGGAACGGCAUUGAAAAUGUGUCUCAUAUCGAACAGAGAUCUGAUUGACCCUUGUGUGCUAUCAUUCGGGAAUCCGGUGACUAGAGAGCAAGGUAUCGAUAUUGAUAGUACAUUCGAGAGAACAUAUUUUCACGCUGCGACAAGAGAUGGAACUGCCUCCGAAAACGAACCCGACACUUCUGCAAAUUUGCGCACUCUGCUUGAUCACAGAGGGCUCAUGGCAUACGCCUUGUCAAGAUUGCAUGUCACUAACGAUCUCUUUUUUUCUCCCCUACAGGCUCAGAAGUUCAUUGCCGCCUACUCGGCUUUCCUGAAGCGUCAGGGCAAGCUCCCCAUCCCCGGCUGGGUUGACACCGUCAAGACCUCCGCCUCCAACGAGCUUCCUCCCCAGGAUGCUGACUGGUUCUACGUCCGCGCUGCCGCCGUCGCCCGCCACAUCUACAUGCGCAAGACCGUCGGUGUUGGCCGCCUCCGCAAGGUCCACGGCUCUACCAAGAACCGUGGUGCCCGCCCCGCCCACCACGUUGACGCCUCCGGCUCCGUCGACCGCAAGGCUCUCCAGGCCCUUGAGAAGAUCGGUGUCCUUGAGACCGAUGAGGAGAAGGGUGGCCGCCGCAUCACCCAGUCCGGCCAGCGUGAUCUUGACCGUAUCGCCAAGACCACCGUCGAGGAUGAGGAGGAGUCUGAUGAGGAGUAA
This is a messenger RNA of Penicillium macrosclerotiorum, 840 nucleotides long. Its product is annotated as 40S ribosomal eS19 domain-containing protein. Gene Ontology annotation, cellular component: ribosome; cytosolic small ribosomal subunit. Bases 1 to 840 code for a protein of 279 amino acids. Gene Ontology annotation, molecular function: structural constituent of ribosome; RNA binding. The transcript has 3 exons. The record is from RefSeq and is a predicted model, not a curated record. Gene Ontology annotation, biological process: translation; ribosomal small subunit assembly. NCBI's taxonomy places the organism in Eukaryota, Fungi, Ascomycota, Eurotiomycetes, Eurotiales, Aspergillaceae.